AACAACUUGCCCAAAACCAUCUUCUGACCCUAGAAUCAUGAGCAAGGGAAGAGUGGGAAAAUCACAACCAAAUGAGCAAAAUGAGGCAAUAAAAUCAAAACAAAAGACUCUUUUUGGGUUUUUCUCGAGAAUUCCGACUCCUAAGAAAGAGCCUCAGUCUUCCUCUACCCCUUUGCAAAAGUCUUCCGCGUCGUCAGCUGCUGGCGGUAACAGCGACGCUAAACGUAAGCCAUUGCAGAGUCAAGAGAACGAAUUACCUGUUCGUGUUCCUGAAGAUUCUCUUCAUAACACUCUUUCGCCUCAUCCAUCUAGCGAUCCCUUCUCAUCUCCAUUGUCAAGCGGUAUCCAGCGAUCCUCGCCUAAGAGACCUUUGGAUUCGUAUGAGGACGGAAAUAGUCCUAAGUAUUUGAACGGAAAAUUACCUCGAACUUCAGAACAUACGGAUACUGCUGUCCAUUCUUCUCCACAUGACAACGACUCUGACGUUUCCUUGGAUUCCCCUACCAAAAAUAAAUCACAAAACUUUGAACUUAAUUCUUCAUUACAGUCGGACCCACAGUUUCUACCUUCUAAACAUCCCUUAUUAUCUUCGUCCUCAGCACAUGAGGAUCCAGAAAAAAAAGUCUACUCCGCAGAAUAGGGGAAGGCGUUCCAGAAAGUCUGUUUCGUACCAAGAAAGUGAUGACGAGGAUACAGCAUUGGCAGAUGCGAGAGUAUCGAGAGUCAAUCGCCGCAAAAAAAUCGUCCUUGAUGAUGAUGAUGAUUAUGAUGAAUAUGUAGAGCCAAAACAGGAAAAUGAUAUCUCUUCUGAUGAGUCUAUACCAAGUAAAGAAGAAAUCCCUGAAGAUGAUCUUAUGGAUGAGGACAACGAAGAAGAUGUGGAUACCGACGUCCAAAACCCACCAUUGGUAGCUCCGAAACCGGUGAGUACAUCACGUUCCUCGAAAUCGAUGUAUGAAAAUUAUCGCCUGGGGUCAAACUUAGCCUCUGCGGAUCUACCUUCUCCUAGAUCGGUUUCCCCCUCCAAGGCAGCGGCAGGCGGCGUUAUGAAUAGAGAUGAGAAACGAAGAUUGCGCAUGGAAGCUUUCAAGAAAGAUAAUUUGGAGCGCUAUGAAUGGCUUUUGGACGUUCGUGAUGCUGAUAAAAAUCGUCCCGGAGAUCCCAAUUAUGAUCCUCGAACACUCUAUAUUCCUCCUUCGGCUUGGUCAUCCUUCAAACCAUUUGAGAAACAAUACUGGGAAAUUAAGAAGAAUCUUAUGGAUACUGUGGUUUUUUUUCAAAAGGGAAAGUUUUAUGAAUUAUAUGAAAAUGAUGCUGCAGUUGGUCAUCAAAUAUUUUCUCUAAAAUUAACGGACCGUGUUAACAUGAAGAUGGUUGGCAUUCCAGAAGCUAGUUUUGACUAUUGGGCUUCUCAGUUCGUUGCCAAAGGCUAUCGUAUUGCUCGUGUUGAUCAGCUCGAGACUGCUUUGGGUAAAGAAAUGAAGGAUCGACAACGAACACAAAAAGAAGAAAAGGUUGUACAACGGGGUUUAACUCAAGUCCUUACUAGCGGUACUCUAGUCGAUGAAGCUAUGCUUACGUCCGAUCUUUCAACUUUUUGUAUGGCAAUCAAAGAAUAUAUUCGAUCCGAUAAUGAUGAGCCGUCAUUUGGCAUUUGUUUCAUUGAUACUUCUACUGGUGGAUUCCAUCUUUGCGAAUUUACGGACGAUAUUCAUAGAACGAAACUUGAUACUUUGUUAACACAAACGCGUCCAAGGGAGCUUAUCUUAGAAAAGUCUGAAGUAUCUCAGAAAUCAAUGAAAGUCAUAAAAUACUGUGUUUCUUCAGCAGCGAUUUGGAACUUUAUUAAACCAUCUACUGAAUUUUGGGAUAAAGAUAGAGUUAUUCGAGAGAUCAUUUCUUCCCACUAUUUUGAAAAUGGAUUAGAAGGAGCUCCGAAAGUACUUUCAAGGGUCCUAGAAACGAAAGAACUCGCUUCUAGUGCGUUUGGUGCUUUAGUUUGGUAUUUGCGUCAACUUAAACUAGAUAAAGAUAUGUGCUCCAUGGGUAAUUUCAUGGAAUAUGAUACAUCCCAACAUUCUACUUCUCUUCUUAUGAAUGGUCAAACCUUGAAAAAUCUGGAAGUUUUUUCUAACUCGUUUGACGGUGGUGAUAAAGGCACGUUGUUCAAUCUUUUAUGCCGUUGUGUAACACCUUUUGGAAAGCGAUUAUUCCAUACAUGGUUAUGCCAUCCUUUAAGAUCGCCUGUUGCUAUUAAUGCUAGGUUAGAUGUGAUCGAAUUAAUUGCAGAUAAUCCUUCCAUUAGAGAUACUAUAUGGGGAUUCAUGCAUAAGCUUCCUGACCUUGAGCGACUCAUAUCACGAGUCCAUGCUGGAAGAAGCAAGCCAAGUGAUUUUGUUCGUGUAUUGGAGGGAUUUCAAAAAAUCUCGUUAACGUUUCAGCAACUUCAGACUGAAUUCCAGGACAUUGCUAAGGGCACUUUAUUAGCCCAGUUGAUAGACAGCGCUCCUAAUAUGCAAGACGAACUUCAGUCUUGGACACGUGCUUUUAAUUGGCGAAAAGCAUCGGAAGAGGGCGUAUUCGUUCCAGAACCUGGUUUUGAAGCCGAAUAUGAUCAGUCUCAAAAAUACCAAACUGAGUUGAUUUCUGACUUACAUGAGCUUUUGGGGCAGUAUAAAAAGCAGCUGAAUUGCUCCUCUCUUACAUUCAAACAUGUCGGUAAAGAAGUGUAUCAAAUAGAGGUACCUUCUGAUGUAAAAGUGCCAGUAAAUUGGUGUAAGAUGUCGGGUACAAAAAAGGCGAAUCGCUAUUAUAAUGAUGAUUUGAGGAAAAGAAUUAGGAAGUUGCUUGAAGCUGAAGAAAUCCAUUUGUCGAUAAUGUCGCGAAUGCAAGACAAAUUUUACACAAGAUUCGACAGUAAUUAUGAAAAAUGGCUAGGAUUAAUCAAAUGUACGGCUUGUAUAGAUUGCUUUUUCAGCCUUUCUCAGGCUGCUGCUGCGUUGGGUGAACCUUAUUGUCGUCCAGAGAUUAUUGAGGGUGAUGAAGGUGAGUUAGUAUUUGAAGAGUUAAGACAUCCUUGCAUUAAUGCUACAGCUGCUGCUAUGUUUGUACCAAAUGAUGUUAUACUGGGAGGUGAUUCAGCGAACAUGGUAGUUUUGACUGGUCCUAAUAUGGCUGGCAAAUCCACCCUACUUCGUCAAGUAUGCAUAGCGGUUAUCAUGGCUCAGCUUGGUUGUUGGGUACCUGCGAAAUUUGCAAAAUUGACUCCCAUGGAUAGUAUUCAUACACGCUUAGGUGCUAAUGACGAUAUAAUGUCCGCUAGAAGUACCUUUAUGGUGGAGUUGUCAGAAACCAAGAAAAUUAUCGAUGAAACAGGACCAAAGAGUCUGGUUAUUUUAGAUGAACUUGGACGUGGUACUAGUACCCAUGAUGGACAUGCAAUAGCAUAUGCUGUUUUGCAUCAUUUAGUAUCAAACCUCGGUUGUCUUGGAUUUUUCUCGACACAUUAUCAAAGUCUUUGUAUAGACUUUAUUAAAUAUCAACAAGUACGACUGAUGCAGAUGGCUGCAGCUGUCGAUGAGGAGCAUCGACGUGUUACGUUCCUCUAUAAGCUAGAGGAUGGUAUUUGUCCUAAGUCUUAUGGUAUGAAUGUUGCCAAUAUGGCUGGAUUGCCGGAGUCGGUAAUCGAUGCAGCAGAACAAAAGGCUGAAGAUAUGGAAGCAACGACAAAAAGCUUCCAUAAAGCAACAGAUGACAUCGCUUUGGCUAGUGAUUUCUUUCAAUUAAUGCGUAUUAGUGAAGGAAAGGAGCCACCGACGAUGGCAAACCUUCCUUUGAUGCUCGACUGUAUAGCAGGAGGCGAUUAAAAAGUAGCAUUCUAUGAUUUUAUAAGCUACUGCUAUAAAUUUACAUUUAUGAAUAUAUUAGGUGUAGGGAGAAGAUUGUAUUUAUUGGUUUGCUGGCCAAAUCAAAAGUUGGAUGAAAGUACUUACAUUCUUUUUUACCUGGUUUUUAAGAUAUUUAAUGAAUAAUAGUAUUUGUU
This is a messenger RNA of Schizosaccharomyces cryophilus OY26, 4042 nucleotides long. RefSeq names its product MutS protein. Gene Ontology annotation, cellular component: MutSalpha complex; nucleus. NCBI's taxonomy places the organism in Eukaryota, Fungi, Ascomycota, Schizosaccharomycetes, Schizosaccharomycetales, Schizosaccharomycetaceae. The transcript has 2 exons. The record is from RefSeq and is a predicted model, not a curated record. Gene Ontology annotation, biological process: mismatch repair. Gene Ontology annotation, molecular function: mismatched DNA binding; ATP binding; ATP-dependent DNA damage sensor activity. Bases 468 to 3866 code for a protein of 1132 amino acids.